Camellia sinensis is the source of this 1811-nucleotide messenger RNA. The record is from RefSeq and is a predicted model, not a curated record. NCBI's taxonomy places the organism in Eukaryota, Viridiplantae, Streptophyta, Magnoliopsida, Ericales, Theaceae.
GAUAUAUUAGAGGGAGGUUUGCAUUUUUUUGGGGGUGACUUAAUGGUGGCUUUGAAUUGACUCUGUUGAAAAAUUUUCUUUGUAUAUUAAUGGGCAGCAUUAUCUUGCUUUGUAUAUUAUUGUUGGCAUGGUGCAAGGGAUUCACCUGGAUGUUAAUAGGAAAAACGUGGAAUCAUUGAAUUAAGAAUAGCAUGUGAUGGAGCUUCCUACUAUUGGAGAAUGUUAAAUGAUUGACAUGUACUGGAUAUAAUUUGCUCGAGUAUGGCAUACAUGACAGACAAUAUAAUUCAGAAAGAAAACCGGAAAAAAGUUAUUUAGUGUAUUUAUUGGGUCAUGCUAAUGACAGACCUGCAGGCUGUCAUUAUGGUGGAGAUAAUUUCGAAAUAGUUAGAACCCCAAUACACUUUAAACAUGUUUCCAACCACUUUUAUAUGUUUUUAUACAUUUUUGUGCAUUUUUAUAUACUUUUUACUUGUAUGGGGGGUCAUUAGCGUUCACCAUAUUCUUCUUUUAGCAUUCAAAUAUUGUCUUAGAUCUGUACAUUAUGCGCUAUGCACCGUAGUGGUAAUAUUUAAAAACUUUCAAAAUAAAAGCUGUAUAUGCUAUUGGAUUUAGAUUGUUUUGCACGCUGAUUUUUAUUUUACUAAGUGGAGUACCAAUCCCUAUUUCUGGAAAGAUGAUGUUCAUUUUCUGUCCAUAAAGUGAAGAUUUUUGCUGCUCUAUGGUAUUUGUAGUCGUGGUUAACUACUUUUAAACCUAAUAUUGUGUUAUUUUGGUGUCUAAUGGUAUCUGUGCUAUGCAUUGGACGGAAAACGUUGAAUUGAUCUCUAGAACAAAUUUUCCUGGUGAUGCAAUGUGCAUGUGCAACUCUUGCAGUUUUGUGGUCUUGUUAUUUUGUUAUUGUCUAUUGAUUUAUCAGUCAUGUAUAAGCCCAUUUUCGUUUAGUGCAAUUCUGUGAAAUGUUUAGUCUUUGAAAUUUACUUAUUCGAAUGAUAUGAAUGACAAUGGAUGAAAAGUCUGCUAUUGUUUUGGUAUAUAUUUUGAACUAGGUAUGCAAAAUCAACAUGCACUUUGUUUGUUUCAUCUUGUGCAAUAUCGAAGUAUGUAUAUUCAGUAUUCAUGUCAGAUAUUUUGGAUCUAACAAAAGUUUUCUUUUUGUAGUUUAAGUAGGAAAAAAGAAGGAAAACAAAUUAUAAAAAACAGAAGGAAAAACAACAGUUCAGGAGCAUUCAAAUAUGUCAGCACUCUUCAAUUUCAAUUCAUUUCUUACAGUAGUGCUGUUAGGGAUUUGUUCCUGCACUUAUUUGAAGAUGCAAUUUCCAGCACUUCUUGAGCAGAAAACUGGGUUCCGAGGUUUCUUUUGGAAGGCAGCUAGAAUAGGUGAGCGAUUGAGCCCUUGGGUGGCCGUGGGAUGCUUCACCAUGGGUGUGUCAGUGAUCUUUUUCUAGUAAACAGGCAUGUUCAUGAACUUAAAGUAAGCUUCAAGAGCUUCUAGUUACUCCCUUAGAAGUUGAUGUCCUCAAAUGGCCCGUGUGAUGAAACACUGUUUACAUAAAUUCUAUUUGGGUACAAUACCUGUAGUCUUAAGCAAAUUAGUUAUCUUGGCAACAUUUGUAGAAGUGAAGUCACUUGUACUUUGAGAACAACUUUUGUUUGGUUAUGAUUAUAAAUGAAGAUGUUUUUCCAACAGCAUUAUCUCGGGCUUUGAAACUUGAUAUCAUGUAAUGCCUUGUGUUAGAUUAUUUAAGAUCUCAUUUUGGAAGCAACACUUGCAGUUGUAAAUAAAUUUGAUCUGUUGACACUUUGUGUCA